Phycodurus eques (leafy seadragon) is the source of this 3752-nucleotide messenger RNA. RefSeq names its product Kv channel-interacting protein 2. The record is from RefSeq and is a predicted model, not a curated record. Bases 652 to 1329 code for a protein of 225 amino acids. Lineage: Eukaryota; Metazoa; Chordata; Actinopteri; Syngnathiformes; Syngnathidae. Gene Ontology annotation, molecular function: potassium channel regulator activity; calcium ion binding. Gene Ontology annotation, cellular component: voltage-gated potassium channel complex. The transcript has 8 exons. Gene Ontology annotation, biological process: regulation of potassium ion transmembrane transport.
GAUCAAUCCCUCGAUCCAUACUCAUCUCCAGCUCCUGUGUGUCCCUUCACCUCUUCCUUUUAUGUCCUCCUCUUCCUCCUCGCUGUGCUAACGAGACAGACAGAGACGUAAGGUGAGUGUGUGACGUUAAUUAAUGGCUUUGUUUGGUUUCCUGACACUUUUCACAACCUCCAUCUGGCUUGCACGCACAAACGCGCGCACGCACUUGCUCCUGCGGGCUGUCAUCAUUAUAUGAGCAGUGAGUGGAGAGGGAGGAAUAAAAAACAUCAACAAGAAGCAGAGGAAAAAACCCCAGCUGCCACUCAAGCCAUCCUGCUCAUAGUACACGCACAUACACGCACACGCACACUCGACAAUAUGUGCAAGGCCGUAAUUUUCCGCCCCUCUCAGCCAAUGAGAGUACGCAUCUGCUCACAAUGUGAGGGGGAGGAGCAACGGACGCUGCGAGUGAUUGACAGCCAGAACCCUACAGGUGGAGGGGAGGAUGGAGAGAGAGGAGGAGAAGAAGAAAGGCACUGGCAAUGAGACUUUCAUAGAAACACACAGACACACAGAGUGAGUUCCUCCCCUGCUACCUUGGGCUCCUGCUCUCCCAGGCACACGAGCCAGCCCGAGUGCUGCUAACAUCAGCUCCAGAAAAGCUGCAUCAAGAUGAGCCAGUGCAGGAAACGCUGCAAGAGGCAGCUCACCAAGGUGGCUCGAUACCUCUACCGCUUCCUCAUGGGAACGCUCACCCAAGACAGUGUAGAAGAUGACUUUGAGCUCUCCACCGUGUGCCAUCGGCCAGAAAGCAUGGACAAGCUGCAGGAGCAGACAAAGUUCACCAAGAAGGAGCUGCAGGUUCUCUACCGGGGCUUCAAAAAUGAGUGUCCGAGCGGUGUGGUGAAUGAGGAGAACUUUCAGAACAUCUACUCCCAGUUCUUUCCUCAGGGAGAUUCAAGUACGUACGCACACUUCCUGUUUGAAGCCUUUGACACUGACAAGAACGGCUCAGUUAGUUUUGAGGACUUUGUAUUUGGCCUGUCUAUCAUCCUGAGAGGGACAAUUAACGACCGCUUAAACUGGGCGUUUAACCUCUACGACCUUAACAAGGAUGGCUGCAUCACCAAAGACGAGAUGCUGGACAUCAUGAAGUCCAUCUACGACAUGAUGGGGAAGUACACGUAUCCCACGAUGCAGGAUGAUGCCCCCAGAGAGCAUGUAGAAAGCUUCUUCCAGAAAAUGGACCGAAAUAAAGAUGGAGUGGUUACUAUAGAGGAGUUCAUUGAGUCGUGUAAAAAGGAUGAGAACAUCAUGCAGUCCAUGCAGCUGUUUGACAAUGUCAUCUAAGGACCGGGAAGGGUGCUUGGUCCCAGGUUUGGGGGGGUUUAAAUGAAUCAGGGUUGAAAGAGAGAGCGUGUGUGCGCGCGUGUGAAUGUGUAGUUCCUCUAGAUGGGAAGCAAGUCCUCUCCUCGUCGGGCAGUGUGGAGGAACUCGGGGAAAAGAAGGCAAGCAGCGGGCUCACCGACACUACCACAAACCCAAAACCUCACCGUCAACUUCUUCUUUUCCUACUUUUUUUUCUUCUUCCUGGUCGAAUGGUGGCACUUCAAGUGAGGAUGCUGGCCCCCCAAAACCUCAUCACUUGGACGCUGAUCCUGACUUUGUGCAUGUUGAGCCGCUGUGAAACAGAAACGAAUGUGACGCACACACUCCGGGCGAGAGGAAGUGCAACAUUCCUGGGAGAUUGCAGGGUGUCUCGAAGAUCAAAAGGCUGGAACUCGAUCGGAACUGAUUUCAAUACCGCAUGAUGAUGUCACUUAUAUCCGACGAUGACGUUAUUUACACAGACGUUCCAAAGCUUGUCCGUCUGCUGAUUCCCGGUCAUCCACGGGUGCCUCAACCCCAUGUGCAACAGGAAUGACCGUGCCCUCUCCAUCUUGCCUAUUCGGGGGAUUCGACUGGGAACAACACCCUUCUCUAUUCAUGGAAUUCUGCUAAAAUGAGUUCUGGCCUUCCAAACUAUUUCCGUCUUAGCUGUAGGUGUCUGCUCACUAUCACGCACCAUAGUUGACAGACCGCCCCAGUGGUUCUAGCCUUUAAUGCAACAUUUGUGGGAAAUUUAAUAGACUGCAGGCUGUGUUUGUGAACUUGUGAUCAGAUGAGUCACGUGAUUAUAGCAGGGUCUUAAAAAAAGACCAUUUAAUUAGCAGGUUUUCAGAGUGUGAGGCAGACCAGAGGACUUCAAAGGAGGCACAGCAGCUUGUGAAAAAUAAACAAAGGACUAUACAGUGGAACCUCUAGUCAAACGCCACAAAAGUAGUAUGUUUGGAGUUCACGCAAAAGAAAAAAUGGAGAAAUAUGCCUGAAACAUCAACAAAACCAUCAUCAUGCAUGUCAGCAAAGAAAGUCUUGUUCUUUUGCUUUUAUUUGACCUAUAAACUUCAUUGCAGGAAUAUAUUUGAAAUGCCACGAAUUGACAGUGUCACUUUGCAAACACAUUCCUGUUUCCUCUCUGUUUGUCAGGGGUCUACAAAGGGUGAGUACUUUGUUUUUUAUUUUAUUUCACAGAUGUUAACUUUAUAUUUGUAUGACAGUUAAGAAUGUUCAAAUUCUAGUAAUAAUGUUGUUUGUACAGUUAAGAGUUUAUGAUGCAAAAAAAAUGAUCCUGGAACAGAUGAAUUUACUUUACCUAAUUAUAAAUAAAGUGCAUCUAUCUUUCAUUAUUUACCAAGAAAAUGUAUUUUUUUUUAAUGGAGGUUCCACCGUAUGUCCCUUAAACUUGUUUGUAUGUUAAAGGCCAAUUAGAUGAAAUUCACUGUCCCACACUUUGAAAACCCUUUAAUUAGGCCACAUUGUGAUUUUAAAAAUAAUAAUAAUAAUAAUAAAAUGUAUGUUUAAUUAGUGAGCGAGAGAAAAACCUCAAUAUUAUUAUUAGCACCAUCACCUCCUCCCCCUUGCCCCUAUUUUCUCUGGAACACCAAAGAAAACAUUCAUUUUGCCUACAUCUGUGCAGGAAGGAAGACAAUGUCAGUAAUUGACAAGGACCAAUCAGAGACAUAAGAGGGUAUGUGAUCUACCUGGUAACCCCCCCUAAUUUUAAAAAAUAUAAUACAUCCAAGUGCAAGAAAAAGUGGUGUAUGAAUAGAGACAGCAAUAAUCACUUCUGUGAGAGAAACACAGUGGAAUCCUUAUAUGCACAUUCUCACAUAAAUUUGUUUAUAUUCCCACCAGUGGUUUGGCUCUGAUUGGCCCUUGCCACUUGUCAGCUCCCACAAGUCAAACAUGUCCAUUCCUCGCAUGUACUGGUACUUUGUCUAGAAUAAUAAAAUCUACUAAUCUCUUGUACCCACUUUCGUUAGCAAGUCUCUAAAUAGUUACUUAUUCUAAAUAUGUAUAUUUUGUACAGACAAUAAAAUUCACAGUUACUAUGCAAACUGGAUUCCUGUUGUUUUCAGACUGUACAUUUUAUUGAAAUAAUACAAGGAAGAACGCAACAUCAAUCCAUAAUUUAUUACUUUGUCAGCAAGAAGCGGUUCAUAAUUUAAAUAUACCUUUUAUACAGUCAUAAUUUCGAGAGCUGCAUCUUGUUCACUAAAUAGGCAGUUGAAUGGUGGAGACAAAUAUAACUUGCUCUGUAAUUACAUUCAUAAGUAAAAGUGGGUUCAUAAAGAGAAAUUUAGUCUUAAAAGCAGCCUUUCAAGCUACAAAAUGUGAAAUUAUACCGCUGUGACAAUAAAUGCUGUUUGAUACCUUAUUUCCUCAAAUAGAGG